ACGCAGCCCCCUCCCGCCCGAGUGACAACUGGCCAGCGUACUCUUGGCUGUUGUCCCUUUAAAGCUCGAAUCCAAGGGGGUAAUGAUUUAUCAAACUUGUAUUAUCAAGAAAAUGUCAAACGAAGGGCACCUUGCUUUGCGCUGACGCAAACCCGGCCUUCCCAAGGAGAUAUAGAAAGCGCCUCUCUAGCUGGAGCCAAACCUAGUCUUGUCAAUAGGUGGUUUCACUCUCUACCCGUUCAAUCUGUUGCCAGUUUCAGACAUGGAUUGCGGCGCUCCCCAGGAAAUGAAUAAACACCCAGCCAACAGUCUGGAGGCGGCGGUGGCGCCUGGCCACCACGAUGGCCCGUGCGCGCCCAGGACGAGCCCGGAGCAGGAGUUUCCCGCAGCCGCCGCCGCACCGCCGCCGCGUGUGCCCAGGUCCGCUUCCACAGGCGCCCAAACUUUCCAUUCCCCUGACGCUAGAGCCUGCGAGACCGAGCGACCCGGAGUGGGGGCUUGCAAACUCAGUAGUUCGCGGGCGCCGGCGGCCUCGGCGGCUCUGCGGGACUUGAGCGAGGCUCAUAGCGCACAGGCCACAGCUCCUUCUGGGGUCGCCGGGCCGGGCAACGCACUGCAUUGUAAGAUUCCAGCCCUGCGCGGCCCGGAGGGGGACGCGAAUGUGAGUGUGGGCAAGGGCACCCUGGAGCGGAACAAUACCCCGGCCGUAGGCUGGGUGAAUAUGAGCCAGAGCACCGUGGUGCUGGGCACGGAUGGAAUCACGUCCGUGCUCCCGGGCAGUGUGGCCACCGCUGCGGCCCAGGAGGACGAGCAAGGGGAUGAGAAUAAGGCCCGAGGGAACUGGUCCAGCAAACUGGACUUCAUCCUGUCCAUGGUGGGGUAUGCAGUGGGGCUGGGCAAUGUCUGGAGGUUUCCCUACCUGGCCUUCCAGAACGGGGGAGGUGCUUUCCUCAUCCCCUACCUGAUGAUGCUGGCUCUGGCGGGGCUGCCUAUCUUCUUCCUAGAGGUGUCCCUGGGCCAGUUUGCCAGCCAGGGGCCAGUGUCUGUGUGGAAGGCCAUCCCAGCCCUACAAGGUUGUGGCAUCGCGAUGCUGAUCAUCUCCGUCCUAAUAGCCAUAUACUACAAUGUGAUUAUCUGCUACACACUUUUCUACCUGUUUGCCUCCUUUGUGUCUGUGCUGCCCUGGGGCUCCUGCAACAACCCUUGGAACACGCCCGAAUGCAAAGAUAAAACCAAACUUUUAUUAGAUUCCUGUGUGAUCAAUGACCAUCCCAAAAUACAGAUCAAGAACUCGACCUUCUGCAUGACUGCCUAUCCCAACUUGACAAUGGUUAACUUCACCAGCCAGGCCAACAAGACGUUUGUCAGUGGGAGCGAAGAGUAUUUCAAGUACUUUGUGUUGAAGAUUUCUGCAGGGAUUGAAUAUCCUGGCGAGAUUAGGUGGCCACUAGCCUUCUGCCUCUUCCUGGCCUGGGUGAUAGUGUACGCAUCCUUGGCAAAAGGAAUCAAGACCUCUGGAAAAGUGGUGUACUUCACGGCCACGUUCCCGUAUGUUGUGCUCGUGAUCCUCCUCAUCCGAGGGGUCACUCUGCCCGGAGCUGGCGCUGGGAUUUGGUACUUCAUCACACCAAAAUGGGAGAAACUCACGGACGCCACGGUGUGGAAAGAUGCUGCCACUCAGAUUUUCUUCUCUCUAUCUGCUGCAUGGGGAGGCCUGAUCACGCUCUCUUCUUACAACAAAUUCCACAACAACUGCUACAGGGACACUCUCAUUGUAACCUGCACCAACAGUGCCACGAGCAUCUUUGCAGGCUUCGUCAUCUUCUCAGUCAUCGGCUUCAUGGCCAAUGAACGCAAGGUCAACAUAGAGAACGUGGCAGACCAAGGGCCAGGCAUUGCAUUCGUGGUGUACCCGGAAGCCUUGACCAGGCUGCCCCUUUCUCCAUUCUGGGCCAUCAUCUUUUUCCUGAUGCUCCUCACUCUUGGACUUGACACCAUGUUCGCCACCAUCGAGACCAUCGUGACCUCCAUCUCAGACGAGUUCCCCAAGUACCUGCGCACACACAAGCCGGUCUUCACUCUGGGAUGCUGCAUUUGUUUCUUCAUCAUGGGCUUUCCAAUGAUCACUCAGGGUGGAAUUUACAUGUUUCAGCUUGUGGACACGUACGCCGCCUCCUAUGCCCUUGUCAUCAUUGCCAUUUUUGAGCUCGUGGGGAUCUCCUAUGUGUACGGCUUGCAGAGGUUCUGCGAAGAUAUCGAGAUGAUGAUUGGAUUUCAGCCAAACAUUUUCUGGAAAGUCUGCUGGGCGUUCGUAACUCCAACCAUUUUAACUUUUAUCCUCUGCUUCAGCUUUUACCAGUGGGAGCCCAUGACCUACGGCUCGUACCGCUACCCUAACUGGUCCAUGGUACUCGGGUGGCUGAUGCUCGCCUGUUCUGUUAUCUGGAUCCCAAUUAUGUUUGUGAUAAAAAUGCAUCUGGCUCCUGGCAGAUUUAUUGAGAGGCUGAAGUUGGUGUGCUCGCCGCAGCCGGACUGGGGCCCCUUCUUAGCUCAGCACCGUGGGGAACGUUACAAGAACAUGAUCGACCCCUUGGGAACCUCUUCCCUGGGACUCAAACUGCCAGUGAAGGAUUUGGAACUGGGCACUCAGUGCUAGUCUGAUGGCACGGGAUAGCCCAGACUCGAUUCUGUUUCUCCUCUCCUCCUUCCCC
Molecule: messenger RNA, 2711 nt
Organism: Phacochoerus africanus (Common warthog)
Lineage: Eukaryota; Metazoa; Chordata; Mammalia; Artiodactyla; Suidae
Gene: SLC6A5
Product: solute carrier family 6 member 5
Exons: 16
Coding region: 263-2656 (797 amino acids)
Biological process (GO): sodium ion transmembrane transport; synaptic transmission, glycinergic; glycine import across plasma membrane
Cellular component (GO): membrane
Molecular function (GO): glycine:sodium symporter activity
Source: RefSeq, a predicted model, not a curated record